AUGCGUGCCCCAGUCAGACUGGUGGGUGGAAAUGAUUUGUGCUCUGGCAGAGUGGAGAUCUACAAUGAUGGCCAGUGGGGAACAGUGUGUGAUGACUCCUGGGACCUAAAUGAUGCUGAGGUGGUGUGUAGACAGGUGGGCUGUGGCAGUGCUCAGGCUGCUCCAGGCAGUGCCCAUUCUGGAGAGGGCAGCGGGCCCAUCUGGUUGGAUGAUGUGAGGUGUUCUGGAAAUGAAUCCUCCCUGUCAGAGUGUAGACACUCUGGGUUUGGGUCACAUGACUGUACUCACCCAGAAGAUGCUGCUGUGGUUUGCUCAGGGGCUGAUCCAAAACUCAGACUGGUGGGUGGAAAUGAUUUGUGCUCUGGCAGAGUGGAGAUCUACAAUGCUGGCCAGUGGGGAACAGUGUGUGAUGACUCCUGGGACCUAAACGAUGCUGAGGUGGUGUGUAGACAGGUGGGAUGUGGCAGUGCACAGGCUGCUCCAGGCAGUGCCCACUCUGGACAGGGCAGCGGGCUCAUCUGGUUGGAUGAUGUGAGAUGUUCUGGAAAUGAAUCCUCCCUGUCAGAGUGCCAGCACUCUGGGUUUGGGUCUCACAACUGUGGUCAUCAUGAAGAUGCGGCUGUGGUUUGCACUGCCGGUGGCCAGGUCAGACUGGUAGGUGGAGAUGAUCAGUGCUCUGGCAGGGUGGAGAUCUACAAUGCUGGCCAGUGGGGAACAGUGUGUGAUGACUCCUGGGACCUAAACGACGCUGAGGUGGUGUGUAGACAGGUGGGCUGUGGCAGUGCUCUGUCUGCUCCAGGCAGUGCCCACUCUGGACAGGGCAGCGGGCUCAUCUGGUUGGAUGAUGUGAGCUGUUCUGGAAGUGAAUCCUCCCUGUCAGAGUGCCAGCACUCUGGGUUUGGGUCUCACAACUGUGGUCAUCAUGAAGAUGCUGCGGUGGUUUGCUCUGCCGGUGCCCAGGUCAGACUGGUAGGUGGAGAUGAUCAGUGCUCUGGCAGAGUAGAGAUCUACAAUGAUGGCCAGUGGGGAACAGUGUGUGAUGACUCCUGGGACCUAAACGAUGCUGAGGUGGUGUGUAGACAGGUGGGCUGUGGCAGUGCUCAGGCUGCUCCAGGCAGUGCCCACUCUGGACAGGGCAGCGGGCCCAUCUGGUUGGAUGAUGUGAGGUGUUCUGGAAACGAAUCCUCCCUGUCAGAGUGUAGACACUCUGGGUUUGGGUCACAUGACUGUACUCACCCAGAAGAUGCUGCGGUGGUUUGCUCUGGUCCAGCUUCCGGUGCCCAGGUCAGACUGGUAGGUGGAGAUGAUCAGUGCUCUGGCAGGGUGGAGAUCUACAAUGCUGGCCAGUGGGGAACAGUGUGUGAUGACUCCUGGGACCUAAACGACGCUGAGGUGGUGUGUAGACAGGUGGGCUGUGGCAGUGCUCAGGCUGCUCCAGGCAGUGCCCACUCUGGACAGGGCAGCGGGACCAUCUGGUUGGAUGAUGUGAGCUGUUCUGGAAGUGAAUCCUCCCUGUCAGAGUGCCAGCACUCUGGGUUUGGGUCUCACAACUGUGGUCAUCAUGAAGAUGCUGCGGUGGUUUGCUCUGGUAGGAAAUAUUUUUCCGGUGCCCAGGUCAGACUGGUAGGUGGAGAUGAUCAGUGCUCUGGCAGGGUGGAUAUCUACAAUGCUGGCCAGUGGGGAACAGUGUGUGAUGACUCCUGGGACCUAAAUGACGCUGAGGUGGUGUGUAGACAGGUGGGCUGUGGCAGUGCUCAGGCUGCUCCAGGCAGUGCCCACUCUGGACAGGGCAGCGGGCUCAUCUGGUUGGAUGAUGUGAGCUGUUCUGGAAGUGAAUCCUCCCUGUCAGAGUGCCAGCACUCUGGGUUUGGGUCUCACAACUGUGGUCAUCAUGAAGAUGCUGCGGUGGUUUGCUCUGCCGGUGCCCAGGUCAGACUGGUAGGUGGAGAUGAUCAGUGCUCUGGCAGGGUGGAGAUCUACAAUGCUGGCCAGUGGGGAACAGUGUGUGAUGACUCCUGGGACCUAAACGACGCUGAGGUGGUGUGUAGACAGGUGGGCUGUGGCAGUGCUCAGGCUGCUCCAGGCAGUGCCCACUCUGGACAGGGCAGCGGGACCAUCUGGUUGGAUGAUGUGAGCUGUUCUGGAAGUGAAUCCUCCCUGUCAGAGUGCCAGCACUCUGGGUUUGGGUCUCACAACUGUGGUCAUCAUGAAGAUGCUGCGGUGGUUUGCUCUGCCGGUGCCCAGGUCAGACUGGUAGGUGGAGAUGAUCAGUGCUCUGGCAGGGUGGAGAUCUACAAUGCUGGCCAGUGGGGAACAGUGUGUGAUGACUCCUGGGACCUAAACGACGCUGAGGUGGUGUGUAGACAGGUGGGCUGUGGCAGUGCUCAGGCUGCUCCAGGCAGUGCCCACUCUGGACAGGGCAGCGGGCUCAUCUGGUUGGAUGAUGUGAGCUGUUCUGGAAGUGAAUCCUCUCUGUCAGAGUGCCAGCACUCUGGGUUUGGGUCUCACAACUGUGGUCAUCAUGAAGAUGCUGCGGUGGUUUGCUCUGGUAGGAAAUAUUUGUCCGGUGCCCAGGUCAGACUGGUAGGUGGAGAUGAUCAGUGCUCUGGCAGGGUGGAGAUCUACAAUGCUGGCCAGUGGGGAACAGUGUGUGAUGACUCCUGGGACCUAAAUGACGCUGAGGUGGUGUGUAGACAGGUGGGCUGUGGCAGUGCUCAGGCUGCUCCAGGCAGUGCCCACUCUGGACAGGGCAGCGGGCUCAUCUGGUUGGAUGAUGUGAGCUGUUCUGGAAGUGAAUCCUCCCUGUCAGAGUGCCAGCACUCUGGGUUUGGGUCUCACAACUGUGGUCAUCAUGAAGAUGCUGCGGUGGUUUGCUCUGGUAGGAAAUAUUUUUCCGGUGCCCAGGUCAGACUGGUAGGUGGAGAUGAUCAGUGCUCUGGCAGGGUGGAGAUCUACAAUGCUGGCCAGUGGGGAACAGUGUGUGAUGACUCCUGGGACCUAAAUGACGCUGAGGUGGUGUGUAGACAGGUGGGCUGUGGCAGUGCUCAGGCUGCUCCAGGCAGUGCCCACUCUGGACAGGGCAGCGGGCUCAUCUGGUUGGAUGAUGUGAGCUGUUCUGGAAGUGAAUCCUCCCUGUCAGAGUGCCAGCACUCUGGGUUUGGGUCUCACAACUGUGGUCAUCAUGAAGAUGCUGCGGUGGUUUGCUCUGGUAGGAAAUAUUUUUCCGGUGCCCAGGUCAGACUGGUGGGUGGAGAUGAUCCGUGCUCUGGCAGAGUGGAGAUCUACAAUGAUGGCCAGUGGGGAACAGUGUGUGAUGACUCCUGGGACCUAAACGAUGCUGAGGUGGUGUGUAGACAGGUGGGCUGUGGCAGUGCUCAGGCUGCUCCAGGCAGUGCCCACUCUGGACAGGGCAGCGGGCUCAUCUGGUUGGAUGAUGUGAGCUGUUCUGGAAGUGAAUCCUCCCUGUCAGAGUGCCAGCACUCUGGGUUUGGGUCUCACAACUGUGGUCAUCAUGAAGAUGCUGCGGUGGUUUGCUCUGCCGGUGCCCAGGUCAGACUGGUGAAUGGAGAGGGUCAGUGCUCUGGCAGGGUGGAGAUCUACAAUGAUGGCCAUGCCAGCACCCUGGGUUUGGGUUACAUGACUGUGGGCAUCAUGAAGAUGUUGCUGUGA
Conger conger (European conger) is the source of this 3669-nucleotide messenger RNA. Its product is annotated as deleted in malignant brain tumors 1 protein-like. The record is from RefSeq and is a predicted model, not a curated record. The transcript has 16 exons. The coding region runs from base 1 to 3669 and encodes 1222 amino acids. Gene Ontology annotation, cellular component: membrane. Lineage: Eukaryota; Metazoa; Chordata; Actinopteri; Anguilliformes; Congridae.